Spodoptera frugiperda (fall armyworm) is the source of this 1715-nucleotide messenger RNA. Its product is annotated as Krueppel-like factor 6. The record is from RefSeq and is a predicted model, not a curated record. Gene Ontology annotation, molecular function: RNA polymerase II cis-regulatory region sequence-specific DNA binding; DNA-binding transcription factor activity, RNA polymerase II-specific. Gene Ontology annotation, biological process: regulation of transcription by RNA polymerase II. The transcript has 2 exons. Bases 341 to 1183 code for a protein of 280 amino acids. Lineage: Eukaryota; Metazoa; Arthropoda; Insecta; Lepidoptera; Noctuidae.
UGAGUAGGAACUGGCCGGCUUAUUCUCUGCUGAUGUUUGUUGUUGAUUGCGUAAAGGGUUAAAUAUAUUUUUAAUUUAUUUCCACUGUGUAUGGCCGGUGCGGGACAUGUGCGAGCGCGGAUCCGCCGAUAAUCGCCAAUCGACGUUAUCGCGUCCGUCGCGCUGUCCGCCGGCGCCGCUCCAUCUCGACCACGCUCAUUCCAACCCUGGGACGCGACACAGCCGCCCGUCUGCACCUCAUCCUGAUGUUGUAUCCGCAUAUACUACCAUCACUGACUUACUUCAAUUAAACACUACAAAUUAAAUAUUCUGCACGACUGGGAAUUGAAAAUCGUGCACAAUGUUUUGUGACGGUUCCAGUCCGCUUCUCGACGAAGCGCUCCUCAACGACCAACUGCUAUUUGAAUACUCGCCGGCGGAAAGCCUCAUAAACUUUGAGCUUCCGUCAUUGGACUCAGAUGGCGACUGGCAACUUAGUGACUUGGAUCUCAAUUGUGAUAGUUUUGUAAACAGUGUUAGUGACUUAAACAAGGACGCUUCUAACAGUUGCAACAUCCUCGAUGGAUCAGUUUUCGAUUUUGCUGAACUCGAUAAGAGUAUAAUUGACGAAUAUCUCCUUGAAGCAUUGAGCAGUGAUCUCUCCAAUGACUCACCACAUUCUCCACAGUCAGGAACAGACUCUUCAUUAAGCAACGAGUCUAUUUGUGCUCUGGAGACACACGACUAUGUCACAGUAAAUAAAACUUGGCCGAGCAAUACGCGAGUGUAUGAGAAGACCGAUGUGAAAGUUCGCUCGUUCGGAGAACCAAAGUUUUGUCAAGAGCUGGGUGCGUUUCGUUGUCCUGUGGAGGAUUGUGGCAAAUUGUACGCAAAGGCGUCUCACGUGCGUGCUCACCUCCGGCGACAUAGUGGUGAGAAGCCGUACCGGUGUACGUGGGGAGGUUGUUCGUGGAGGUUCGCGCGCUCGGACGAGCUGGCGCGACACCGGCGCAGCCACUCGGGAGACAAGCCGUACAGGUGCGGAGAGUGCGGCAAACGGUUCGCUCGGUCCGACCACCUCGCCAAGCACGGGCGGGUGCACGCUCGCCGCGCCGCCGCCGCCGCUGCUGCUGCCGCCAGCAGGAGAGCUGCCUCAGCACCGCUCGGACAUCGGAGAUCCACGAGGGGAAUGUUACUACUAUGAUUAGUAGGCGCAAGAUAUUUGUGAUGACUAGACAGAUAGACUUGAAGUCUCAUACAAUUUCGGUUAGUACUUAGAAGCUUUGGAUCCAGGAGGUACUUAUCGAAUUUCGUCAUCACUUUGAAGACUGACUUCGUUCUUAUAUUUGGAGAACAUUAAAGACGCUCGGCCUUGGAAAGGCUGAUUAGGUCACUUUUACUAUAAAUCGGAGUGUAAGCUCAGAAUAGAUACCUAAGUACUUAAUUAAAGCCCAAAAUUAUCUUAACUCAUAAAGUACAUAAGUAUUUUAACACUAGAUAUUUAAAUACAAGAAUCUAUACCAAAUAUUGACUGUGAAUCCUUGAAUGAAAUGUUUGUAAAUAUAAUUUUAAGUUUAUGAAGCAAUAUUACUUGAUUGUACCAAAUAAUAAAAAAUCUAGUUUGAUAAAUUAUGUAAAUAUUAGUGCUAAGAAUGUUAUGCUUGUUUACGUUUCAAAUUUCAAUAAUACCAAUAUUAAAAAAAUAAGUAAUAAAAAUGGAAAUUUAUUGAAAUUGA